CUUUGGGUAUAAUGACCUGAACUGACAGCUGGAUCAUCAGACUUGCGGUCAGUUCUGUUCAUGUGACCAUAAUAUAGAGGAUCUGCCCCGACAAGUAUUCACCUCAUCAUCCGAGAGCAAGAAGAUAAAUCAUGUGCAGGAAUAUCCCCUCAAAUGUCUCCAUAUAACAUCCUGGAAUUGUAUAGAAUUAAAUGUUUAUUCACAAUACAGGUUCCUAUAAGGUGUCAGGACGUGGCGGUCUAUUUCUCCAUGGAGGAGUGGGAGUAUGUAGAAGGACACAAGGAUCAGUACAAGGAUCAGGUCAUGAUGGAGGAUCAGCAGCCCCUCACAUCAGCAGUCAGAUCCAGUAAGAGAACAGCACCAGAUAGGUGUCCCCGUCCUCUUGAUGAACAGAAUAUGGAGGAUAUUACCACAGGGAAAGAUCUGAUCUAUAUUAAUGCUACAGACAUAAAGGAAGAAGAAGAGACAGAUGUGAGCAGUGAUGAGCAGUAUAAGGAGGACAUUUCUACAGAGCAUGAUCUCAUCUAUAUUAAUGCUACAGACAUAAAGGAAGAAGAAGAGACAGAUGUGAGCGGUGAUGAGCAGCAUAAGGAGGAUAUUACUGCAGGGAAAUAUCUGAUCGAUAUUUAUACUACAGGCAUAAAGGAAGAACAAGAGACAGAUAUGAGCGGUGAUGAGCAGUAUAAGGAGGACAUUCCUACAGGGAAAGAUAUGAUCUAUAUUAAUGCUACAGACAUAAAGGAAGAAGAAGAGACUGAUGUGAGCGGUAAUGAGCAGUAUAAGGAGGACAUUCCUGCAGGGAAAGAUCUGAUCUAUAUUAAUGCUACAGACAUAAAGGAAGAAGAAAAACCAGAUGUGAGCGGUGAUGAGCAGUAUAAAGAGGACAUUCUGACAGGAAAAGAUCUGGAUAAUAUUAAUGCUACUGAUAUGAAGGAAGAAGAGACAGAUGUGAGCAGUGAUGAGCAGUAUAAGGAGGACAUUCCUACAAGUAACCACCCAGAUUCUUGUAGCAGGAGAUCAGAGGAGAAUCUUAUAUCUUCAGAUUAUAAAGCAGAUGAUGAUAUCACACAAGAUACAUAUGAAGAACAUUCCAUUAUCCCAGAUACACCCUCAGCCCUUCACAGCCAAGAUCUGUCAUCUCAUCCUUAUAUACAGGUCCUGUCUUCUCAGUCAUCACAGAAAGGUCACAGAAGGGGUGUUGGACAUGAACGAGCUCAUACAGGAAAGAAACCAUAUUCAUGCUCAGAAUGUGGGAAAUGUUUUCCUUUUAAAUCAAGUCUUGUUACACAUCAAAGAACUCACACAAGAGAGAAGCCAUUUUCAUGUUCAGAAUGUGGGAAAUGUUUUCCUGCGAAAACAAAUCUUGUUCAACAUCAAAGAACUCACACAGGGGAGAAGCUAUUUUCAUGUUCAGAAUGUGAGAAAUGUUUUACUAAUAAAUCAUAUCUUGUUGUACAUCAAAGAACUCACACAGGGGAGAAACCAUUUUCAUGCUCAGAAUGUGGAAAAUGUUUUACUCAGCAAUCGCAUCUUGCUGUACAUCAAAGAACUCACACAGGGGUGAAACCAUUUUCAUGUUCAGAAUGUAGAAAGUGUUUUACUGACAAAUCAAAUCUUGUUCAACAUCAAAAAACUCACACCGGGGAGAAGCUUUUUCCGUGUUCACAAAUUACUGAGAAAUCAAGUCUUGUUUAUCAUCAAAAAACUCACAUAGGAGAGAAGCUAUUUUCAUGUUCAGAAUGUGGAAAAUGUUUUACUGAGAAAUCAAGUCUUGUUACACAUGAAAGAACUCACACAGGAGAGAAGCCAUUUUCAUGUUCAGAAUGUGGAAAAUGUUUUACUAAAAAAUCAUAUCGUGUUGAACAUCAGAGAACUCACACAAGGGAGAAGCCAUUUUCAUGUUCAGAAUGUGGAAAAUGCUUUACUUGUAAAUCAAAUCUUGUUAGACAUCAGAUAACUCACACUGGAGAGAAGUCAUUUCCAUGUUCAGAAUGUGGAAAAUGUUAUUCUAUGAAAUCAAGUCUUGUUAAUCAUCAAAGAACUCACACAGGUGAGAAGCCAUUUUUAUGUUCAGCAUGUGGAAAAUGUUUCACUGGGAGAUCAAGUCUUGUUUAUCAUCAAAAAACUCACACAGGAGAGAAGCCAUUUUUAUGUUCAGAAUGUGGAAAAUGUUUUACUGACAAAUCAGGUCUUGUUCAUCAUCAAAAAACUCACACAGGGGUGAAGCCAUUUCUGUGUUUAGAAUGUGGAAAAUAUUUUAUUCAGAAAUCAGAACUUGUUAAACAUGAAAGAACUCACACAGGAGAAGCCAAUUCAGAGCAAUAAAUGACGCAGAUAACACAUCUAUAUAUUAUCCAUGUACAUAGGAUAUCUGACAUUUAUACAUAUAUCAUAUACUGCAGGGGUCUCAAACUGGUGGCCCUCCAGA
Hyla sarda is the source of this 2428-nucleotide messenger RNA. Its product is annotated as oocyte zinc finger protein XlCOF22-like. NCBI's taxonomy places the organism in Eukaryota, Metazoa, Chordata, Amphibia, Anura, Hylidae. Gene Ontology annotation, biological process: regulation of DNA-templated transcription. The transcript is spliced from 3 exons. The record is from RefSeq and is a predicted model, not a curated record. The coding region runs from base 154 to 2325 and encodes 723 amino acids.